AUCGCCACGUCCGCCAUCUUGCUAAGUUUAGAGAGCCAAGUAAGUACAAAUAUAGCUUAAUACGUGUCCUCAUUGGCAUUUGAGCAGUUCGUCCUGAGUUGAUAUAGGUCGUAACGAAGACUGACUGAAAUCUGCCAUAACCUUUAAGCUAUCAGCAUGGGAAACGUAUUCCAAAAACUGUUCCGAGAUUUAAUAGUGAUGUUUGGAAAGAAAGACAUGAGAAUCCUUAUGGUUGGGCUUGAUGCUGCAGGAAAAACCACAAUUUUAUACAAGUUAAAACUUGGAGAAAUUGUCACAACCAUCCCAACAAUAGGUUUCAACGUGGAGACAGUGGAGUACAAAAAUAUAAGCUUCACAGUGUGGGAUGUAGGUGGACAGGAUAAAAUUCGACCUUUGUGGAGGCACUACUUUCAGAAUACUCAAGGUUUGAUCUUUGUAGUGGACAGCAAUGACAGAGAACGAAUAAAUGAAGCCAAAGAGGAGUUGCUUCGCAUGCUUAAUGAAGAUGAACUCAGAGAUGCUGCUUUGUUAGUUUUUGCCAAUAAGCAGGAUCUUCCCAACGCGAUGAAUGCAGCAGAGAUUACAGACAAGCUGGGCCUUCACAGUCUUCGUAAUCGUACUUGGUAUAUCCAGGCUACAUGUGCAACCAGUGGGGAUGGCCUUUAUGAAGGAUUGGACUGGCUUUCCAAUACCCUGAAGAAUGCCAAAAAUUGAACAGGAUCCCAAAAAUACUUUAUAUAUUUCAGAAAUAUUGGGAUGAUUAGGUGGCCAAGGAAUUUGUGGAUUGUAACAGAAGCGAGUCACUGUAUGGAAGAGGAUAAUUUUCUGUUACAUCAAUGAGAAACAUCAUCUAAUCCUUAAAUAUGUGAAAGCCUUUUAUUUCAGAUGAUGGUUGCACUUUUUCAAUGUAACACCCUUCAGGGUGCUCCUUUUUUGUUUUAUAUUGCUGGUAAAAGUAUUUUACCCCUAUCAUUUAAUUCAAUAAAUAUAACAUAAAUAAAAAGUUGCUUUGGAUGAUUUUUUUUUUUAAUCUACUAAAGCUCUUACAGUAUGCUUAAGACAAUUUUUUUACAGAAUGAGCUGAUACAACUUUCCACUGUCAUUUAUAAGGCCUUUUUUUGACAUGCAGAUCAUUUGUUCACUGAUAUUGCUGGUAACUGAUCCCUUUUGCUUAUUACUAAAUAUUGUUUCAUAACUGUUAAAGUUAAAUGAUUUUAAAACUUCAGUAAAGAAUAUUUACAAUAUCCGGUUGAUGUGUUGCAAGGAAGCAAAAAAAAACAAAAAACCAAAAAUGAAGAAUUGAUAGACAUAUUGAGUAGAUGGUUCUAAAGCAUGCUACAAAUAUAAAAAUUAACUCUUAUGUUCUUCAAAUUACAGUCACGUUCAAAGUAUUUUUGAAUCUGUUAAAUGAGUAUGUAACAGGUGUGGAUGAUAAGUAUGUAAAAUUCACCUCAUUUAGGCAUUUGUGUGAAAGUGUGUAAAACAAUUAUUAAUUACUUUGACUAUCGCCUUUUUAUUAUUAUUUGCAGAGUUUGUGGUUUCAUUAUUUAUGGUUACAUCAUUUGUUUGAAUAUAAAUAUAUUUAAGUGUAAUUCCCUCGUUGCAAAAUGCCAUUCUCACCAACAACAGACACAGAAUGUGACUAAUGACUGAAAAUAAAAGUCAAAAACGAAAUACAUGUACGUAAAAAAAUAAUUAUUUGGGAAUUAAAUUUUAAAAGUCGAUGGUUGUUAUCGGUUUAUAUUAUUCUAUAAAACUAUAAUUAUUCAUGCUGACUAAUGCAUUAUAGUUGCAUUUUUGUAAGUGUAAUGUCUCUAUAAAAGAUAAGAAUUAGUCUCAUAGUUGCACAAAAAGGGAGGAUAAAGAAUUGUGUAAAUUUUUUCUUUUUAUGCAGUUGAUACUCCAUAAUGAUGCAUUCUUCUACACAAUUUUCAACUCAUUUGCAAACAUACAUUCAUGUUUACAAGGUGAUGGGAGUAUUUUAUUACUGCUUUUUGGCACAGAUGAGCACAUUUUAAAAAAAUCACUGCUCGUUAUUCUUUUCUGCCACAUUCCAAAUAUGCAUGAAUUACUACUAACCCAUCUAUCAUUUUAGAAAUCUUUUGUUUUGAGGGGGAUGUUUCUUUAAGAUUUACUUGAAUUACUCGAGUAAGUAUAAAGUCAUUUUUUUCAGGUCUGUAUUUCAUUAUUACAAAGAAAUUUAUUAAAAUGGAGAGAACAUUUUUAUUGUAUUAAAUUACGUGUUCUUAAUUUGUGGUUACAUAAUAUGCUUUGGGAUUGUUUAGCUCUUUAAGCCUCCGAUGGGAUCAUGGAUCAAUGGUAACUUAUGUGACUUAUGAUUUACACUUCUGUGCUUCCAUGGUCAUUUCAUACUACUACCAUGGAUUGUGAUUAAAUCAUGUUGCUAAAAAAAAGCCGGUGUGUGAAGGGUGAUGAGCAAGUAUCAGCCUUGAGCAUCAUUAUUUUAUGUUAAGACACUUGCAUUCAUAGAGCUCUUGUUAAAUAGGUUAUUUUAUUGUAUGUACACACACUUUCUAAUCAUCGUUCUCUGAUUUAGUCAACUACAGAUUACUUUAUUUCUAUCCAGCAUUAGCAUUCAGUUAAAUAAGAUUUUGCUAGUAAGGAACUAAGUAACUUUAACACAUUCUAAAUUCAUUUUAAAAACCUUUGACAAAUUGGUUGAGCACCAUUGUGUUAGUGUUUUAUACUUCUCUUCAGAAUGUCUUUAUUGAAAGUUGAUAGCAUGCCCUAAAAAUGGGAAGAUGCCAUUUUUAUAUCGUGAAUCCAGAUUUGCAUAAGUGUCAGUUUGCAUGAACCAUCAAUGAACAGGAUCAAUCUUAAUUCUGUUCACAAUAAAAUGUGAACUUGCA
Molecule: messenger RNA, 2870 nt
Organism: Pomacea canaliculata
Lineage: Eukaryota; Metazoa; Mollusca; Gastropoda; Architaenioglossa; Ampullariidae
Product: ADP-ribosylation factor 2
Exons: 5
Coding region: 157-714 (185 amino acids)
Biological process (GO): vesicle-mediated transport; intracellular protein transport
Cellular component (GO): cytoplasm; plasma membrane
Molecular function (GO): GTPase activity; GTP binding
Source: RefSeq, a predicted model, not a curated record